This is a messenger RNA of Acaulospora colombiana, 731 nucleotides long. NCBI's taxonomy places the organism in Eukaryota, Fungi, Glomeromycota, Glomeromycetes, Diversisporales, Acaulosporaceae. The record is from the annotation of a GenBank genome assembly.
AUGACAAACGUAAACGAUAACCAAUUCCUCAAUGAGACAUGGUUGAUAGAUCAAAAAAUUGACAACAUUACAAAAAACGUUAUUUCCAUCCGGGAAAUCCAAACGAGAAUCAAUGUAGCUGUUGCUACCGCUCAAGAAUCUACUCUAUCACAAGAACGGAACCAGCUUAUGUACAAUACAAAAAAUUUAUUGCUCGAAACGAAGGAAAGUAUUAAGAAACUCACAGCUAACAACAAAAGACUUGAAAGGGACAAUCCCGACCAUCCGGAAAUAAGUGUUCGCACACAACGCCAAGAACAUGUCAAGGAAAAAUUCACCAAAGCAUUGGAGAUUUAUAGAGAAGUUGAAACUGAUUUUAUGACAAAACAGAAGGAGCGGAUGGCCCGACAAUAUAAAGUGGUAAAUCCGGGAGCCACACAGACCGAAAUUGAUACUUACCUUAGGAAUCCAUCUGACCAACCAGUGUUCGCUACUGCAUUGUUGAGAACGGGGGAAGCUAAGGAUGCGUUAGAAGAAGUACAAAGACGACAUAAUGAUAUUAAACAAAUCGAGCAGACCAUUGCAGAGUUGGCUGGAUUAUUCAAUGAGUUGAAGCUGCAAGUUGAGAUUCAGGAUGAGACGAUGAUCAACAUUGAUAAUAGGGUGGCGGAUACUGAUGAGAAGAUGGAUCAUUCUAACAAGGAGCUAGAAAAAGCGACUGCAAAAGCUAUUUCUUCCAGGAGGAAAAAGUG